Molecule: messenger RNA, 7112 nt
Organism: Fusarium odoratissimum NRRL 54006
Lineage: Eukaryota; Fungi; Ascomycota; Sordariomycetes; Hypocreales; Nectriaceae
Exons: 2
Coding region: 234-2783 (849 amino acids)
Biological process (GO): regulation of DNA-templated transcription; chromatin remodeling
Cellular component (GO): nucleus
Molecular function (GO): ATP-dependent H2AZ histone chaperone activity
Source: RefSeq, a predicted model, not a curated record
CGCACCUAUCAUAUUACACCGUCUGUCAUGAUGUCAGCAGCCUAAAAAAUCCAUCCAAAUCUAGUCUUCUCCCCACCAAAAAACGCGUUCGUCAACCUUGCAUCUUUAGCUUGAAUUCCAUCAGGCGAAAAACCACGACACAACACCUCUCCAUUAUAUCAACUUGGAUAUCGUCUAAAAUACGCAAUGUGAUAUCUUUACGCUUAUUUCGUUCCGACAAUCGAUAACUCGCGAUGGAAACGGAAUCCAAACCGUCCGAUAUGGGGACUCCCUUGUCUUCCACAUUAUCUAGCCUCAGUGACAGCGACAGUGACGCUGAAGUUUUGAAGACUGCUGGCCCCAAUACCGACACCGAUAGCCAGAAAAACAACGAAGACACAGUAGAAUGGCUUGCUACAACUCGAAAGCGCCGUUCGACCGCCGGCAAUCGAAUGAAGUCGAUGCUCGCCAACGAGGAACCCGAUUCCGAUCUCGAACUGCUUUUCGCUGAAGAUGAGAACGACCAGGGUUUCUCUGAUGCUGAAGAGAACGGUUCGGAUGUCCAGAUGGACUCUUCAGACGAUGAAGACGAGAACGAUAAUAAUGAUGAUGACCUCGAGGGCGAGAAGGAAUUGGAAAAGCAGGCCAAGGAACGUCGCGCUGCUCAGCGCAAGCGAAAGGCGCAAGAAGCCAUCCCUGCCAAAUUCCGCAAGAAAGUCCGUAUCGAUCCUACGACGAGAACGCCUGCACCUGCGAAGCCUGCGCCACGACCUAAGAAGAAAUCUGAGCGCACUUCGUGGCUGCCGUCUGCCGCGGACCUACCGACACGAGCCUCUUCCCGCCAAACGACUCGACUCUCCAAGGAGCAAUUACAUCAACAAAUGGUGGAGCGAGAGGCGCGCCGGAUAAAACAGUUGGCUCAAAUGCAGAAGAAAGCUGCCAAGUUGGAGGCGAUGAAGAAACCACCGAUGACUCAGGAGGAGCGAUUACGAGAGGCAGCUAUUGUUGAGAAGCGCAAUAGCAAGAGUUUGAAUCGCUGGGAGGAGGCUGAGAAACAGCGUGAGGAAGAACGUCGAGCGAAAUUGGCGGCACUUCAUAACAGAACGUUGAAGGGGCCUGUUAUUACAUUUUGGAGUGGCAUUGGUGAAUGGAUGGGAAGGCAUAUGGUGAUUGAGGAGCCUGCCAAGGAGAAGAGGAAGAGAGGCGAGAAGGCAAAGGGUAAGGAUAAAGACAAGGAGAAAGCUGGUCCAACAGAGGACAAGAAGGAGGACGGUCAAAAUGGCACGCCAGCUGCCAAUGGCGAGAUUGCCAACGCCAAAGAGGGAUCGCAACCUUCACAAGACAAACCACCAAGCACAGCGUCAGCAGAGCCUGUAGCAGCCUCCGAUUCUAAAGACACGAAACCCGCUACUCCUACUAAACCUGUUGAAGAUAUCACGAAACCCACAGAUGCACCUUCAACUUCAGAGACUAGCGGUGCUCCUCCAGCGGUUCCCAAGACUGAAGACAUCCCUCCUCCGAUGACUAUGCCACCACCACCUCAACCGCCGCCUACACCUCCAAGCAACCUGGCUGCUCCAGCUCCUCCAGCAUCGACCUUCGUGCCAGCUCCAAGCCCUCCUCGAGCUCAGGAUCCUCCACCAAGUGGUCUCGCUGCACCACCCCCGCCUCCACCUACGCCCGCUGGGUCAGCAUCAACGACAAAUUCCUUCGUGGCUCCUCCGUCAGGACUAUCUCGUCCACCAGAUUCUAAACCAUCUGGCGUUCUAGCAGCGCCUAUACUUGCUCCUCCUCCAGGUAUUGGUAUCAACGGAAAUGCACCCCCUAUGAUGGGCUACGGCAAUCCCAAAUCCAAUGUCCUGGCACCACCAAAUACGUCUCAAGGGGCCAUGCCUCCUACACUCACUGCAACUGCUCCUCUUCAUAACACUCCGUCAACUAUCUCACCCCCUCCAUCAAAACCUUCAACAGGAGUUACACCCAUAUCUUCUACAACAAAUAUUCAACCCAAAACUAUCACGCCCGCUCUCCCUACCAAAUCUACCAGUCCCGACACUCCCGCUGUAACCCAAGCCUCCGACUCUCAAACUCAACCUCCUCAGCCUUCAACCGGAGCCCGCAAUGCCAUUGUCUUCCAAAACUUUGACGACAACGCCCUCAAGGAUCGUAGCAUUCAGACGCAGAUCAUCUUUGGCCGCAAGAUGAAUAAGCUUUCCAAACCUUCUCCUGCGCCUCUUUGCGUAAUCACAAAUCAUCCCGCUCGGUAUCGGGAUCCGCGUACCGGUCUUCCUUAUUACAAUGCCUAUGCGUAUCGGGAGAUCCAACGCCUUACCCGAGGCGAGUACCGAUGGAGCCAUAUCCUUGGUGCUUGGGUCGGUAGCGGAACAUAUGCUGCACGAGGCGUCCCCGAACGCUUCCUGAACCCUGACAAGAAGGGGCCUGAGAAAAAAUCUACACCUGACGAGGGCAUUAAGGGCAAAGAUGCUGUCCAGGCCCCGGAUCAAGCCCAGGACCCCCAAACAAAUACCCCUGAUGUUCCGUCGGGUAUCCCGACUACUGGGCACAAGAUGACUGGGGUUGGGCAAGGGGCUUCCGCACCACCAAACUCUGAGCCUAAUCAGACGAUACAACCCAAGAUGGCGCCACCGGCAGUCACUCAGCCUACGAAGACUACGAAUACAACGGCCGCAACACCAGUAGCGCCAAAUACUACUCCUGCUUCUGAGCCAAAAGCUCAAGCUCCAACAAACCCUCAAUCAACUACCGCAGGAAAUCCCCCAGCACCACUUCAGACAGCUCAAUAGUAUUCGAGACGAAUUGCAUAGAUCACUGUAUAUAGUACUUCUACUGGAUAGAUACAGGGCUGUUGAAUCACAGGAAUUGGCAUGAUAACACGACAGCAACUACAAUAUGUACCACUAUGUAUGAACACAACAUUUUGACAGCACAAAAGCACGGCUGAGAUUAUUCAUCGUUUGACGCGUUAACAGAAGUGUAUAACUGGUAAAACCAGUGUUGUAGGUUGUUUAUAAUUGUGUCUUAUCUCAUCUAUCAAGAUUGUGCCACUUGCCGAUCGCUAUGUCAUCUACAUACACAUGCAGAUGAGAGCAAAUCAGUCCAAACCCUAAUCCUCCCCUUAGGUCCAAGAUUCGUGUUUCGAUAACUGCCGUGUCGUCCGUCUCAUGAACCAUACCACCAUUCCCUCACAUACUCCUUUAGAAUUCCAUUGUUACACGGCCGUCUAUUUCGAUUCGCCCAGAUCCUUUUCUUAUUACCCCUCGGGGAUUGUUGUAUGGUUGACAUCUCGUUGAGCUGCCUAUGCUUGCGCCAUCCCCUCUUGUUCCUUCUAAAACGCCAAAUGCAAAUCCCGCUGUGUUAUGUUCAUCAAAUGUUGAACCCAAAUUUUUUGAAAACCAGUAUUAAACGCCGUCGAAACAAUGUUGAUCAUAGAGUGUGGUAGGCGUUGAAGCCCAGAAUUAAGUUGUAUCGUAUCAGAUAGUAUGUGAGUAUGUUGUAGCUGACUAGUUGGCCUUGGAGCCAAUAACGUCAACCAUCCAGCCCAGCUCGGCCGCAAAGUCAUCCAGGCCGGUAUCGAUAGGCGCACCGAGGAAGUUCCCGCUGUCGCCGCGAGAAAGAAGCGAUGGAGAGUUGACCUUGGCAUAGGCUGACUGGGACUCGACAAUUUUCCGUCCUUGUUCCUGAGACUCCGGGAGACUGUAGCACUCGAAGGAGUCGGUGGUAGGGGCCAUGCCGGGAACAGGCUGAAAUGCGAGGAUGUCACUGUUGCUACUUGACAGAACGUCGUCCUCGUCAUCGGUAAGAUCAAAGAAGUUGGUUCCUUCAUCUUCGGGAAAGUUUGGUGUGGCUGGCGACAAGAAGAAGCUCGUAGCAGGGUUGAUUCGAGGGUUAGGGGCCCGAACAGUCUCCAGCCUAGGUCGUGAGGGAAGCACAGCCGAUGCGGGCACACCGCUGACCUCUAAUAAGUCCUUCCUAGAUGGUUUUGAAGGAAUCAGAGGCAGCGAGCUUAAAUUAGCGGCAUCGCUCCUAACUGACUCGGAGGAAAUAGUUCGCUUAAAGGGAGGGGGUGAGAGACGAGUGACGUAGGGCUGUCCAUCAGAUGCUGCUGAAGUAGCAAAGUUAUCGUCGUCAUCGUUCUCGUUGUCCUCUACAACCUCUUCAGGGAUGACUAGAGAUGGCCUUUCACUGAGGUUAGAACCAGGGCGAGGAGGAAAAUCAUCAGAUAGGAAGCGUCGAAGAGAUUCAGGUGAGAUAUCUCUUGUUCGAGUGCCCUCUGAUGGCGUCGUGCAACGGUCAUCGAUAUCCUCGGCGGUACCAGACAAGUCGUUGCGGAUGGGAGAUCGCCCACGCUCGCCUUCAGAGUUCACCUUGCGACCGAACAAGCGCUUCCAUGCCGCCGGGGCAGGUGAUAAUGAUCGGGACGAAGACUUGUGAUUUAGUGAUGGAGAUGAGCCAACCCGGUAGGGGAUGUGGUUGGCUGGUACUGAAGGUGCAGGUCGAGGUGUGAUGUACUUGGAUUCGGGAUUCAUGGUCUUGAGAUCGGUAGCACGCAUAGAGGUGAGAGAAGCACUUCGCUGCCUGAGAGCCUGCUCGACAGGAACGAUUAAAGUAUUGACAGUUUGGCCAGGCAGGUAUGGGCAUGCUGUGGUUGAAGGGAGGCUAGGGUCGUGUGUCUCGACCGAGCCAUCUAGCUCAUACUGAAAACCCAUUGUUAAUACAAAUGAAUGACUGGAUUAAGUAGUAAAUAAUGAAUGAAUGAGUGAAUGAAGAAUUGAAAUAAGUGAGAGAGGCGAUGUUGAUUAAAUGUGUUUGGGUGGUUGGGUAAACGAGUGUUGAUGUAUGUAGUCGGGUUCACUAGUUUAAGGCAAGGGAGAGGAAUGGGUUUGUUAUGAGGUGAUAUGCAAUGCAAUGCAAUAAGAUGGCAUAUACCGAAAUGGAUAGAACAACAUACGUAGUAAUAAUAGGUAUGACCCAUCUUAAGACCACCGUGCCUCUUGUUGGGAUACGAAGGUGCUGUGCCAGUACCUGAGCCUGAGCUUGAGCUUGUUCCAGCGCCUACGCCAGCGCACGUCGCAGAAGCCGAGACGGAAACGUCGUCACAGACAAUGUCACGAAAAGAAUAGCAACCUCUCCACUGAUCACGGCCCCGCCGGAUGUCUCGUUGCAUGGGGUGAGAUUGGCUGAAAUUGUCCCACGACCCAAUAAGCUGCACGGACUGUGUCGAAGGGGGAGUUUGACUGGGGGAUGCUUGUCAGCGGCCGUCGUUAAAAGCCAUUGGGUGACGGCAUGGAAGGGGAAUAGAAGCAAAGAAAAAGGGCAGGGAAAUUGCACCAAACUGCAGUACAUUACAGCCAGCCACACGCCUUGGGGCCAAGGGGUAACAGCUGAGAAACAAACUGGUACGAUAGGCUUAGACCGUAUGAAAUGAUAGAGCUGACAAUCGUGGGGAGACAAGGGAACCCUUGGAUCGAUCCCAAGGUAGCUGCAGAUAGAGACUUCCAUCUGCAAUCAAACCCAGCUGUUUCCCCAUUUUGAUGCAUACAGCAUAUUAGCAGUACCAAGCACUGCAGCUAGAGGCUGGCUAAGAAAGGUUCGACGCUGACUUCAGCUCCGACUUUUUACGCCCUCAAUACAAAAGAAAAACAUGCGACUCAAACAUUUUGUUUUUUUCCUAAACACGGCGUCCGUCUAUGUCUUGAGGCAAAGGCCGGGGGGGGGCUGGUCGGGGACAGAGCCAGAUUCAGAUGAUUUUCAUGCGAGGGUACAAAAAUAAGACAAUUGAAGCAUACCACGGCAAAUAAGACACUUCUAGGUAAUGAGUACCGAUCCGGGGUAGAGAAUGGAAUGACAGCGUUCGAUAAUUGAAACACAAAGGGAAUGCUGAGAGAUGAAGCUGACGCAGUGGGAGUGAAAGUGGUCCAAUUGCUGAAGAGAACGAUUUUUGUAAAGAUGGAUUGGAUAUAACGAACCGACUCAACGGUCCCGUAGAAGGCGAUCCGCAGAAGUAGUGGAUCAACAAUCGACCAGCGAGAGGCGAAGUAAGGGAGCAAACAAGCAAACAAACGGGAAGAAAAUAACAAAAGAAAGAAGAAAUGGUCCGAACUCACAACAAGAAAGUGAAGAGAGUCGUUGAUGGAUCCAUGACAGGCGACGGGUGACAGGACCUCACUACAGUUAAUAUGUAGGCACCCGUUACCACAGGUCGCCGUGGGGAUUAAUGAUGAGAUUGGUACUAAUCUGGGAAACCAGUCAAGAUCCACGACAGCGCCUAUAGGCUUUGAUGCCGGUGACUCGGACAGGUCGAGAUUAAGCAAUAAUAGGAGGCUGAUGAAACACCAUGAGGUGUAGGUCGCAUGUUCAGACAGACGCGAAGUGGUGUUAGAGAAUCUAUACUGGCUGUGAAUGAUUGGAUGUGAGCCUCUCAAAUUACAGCGAAUUUGGUUGUGGGUGGUUGACAGCCAAUGACCUAACGAGGAGCCCUGAAAGGUGACGGGCAGUAAGCGCCGCAAUGGAGUCUUGGAACAACCCUCGACGAAUGUUGACGUGUACCAAGAACUGGGUAAGUAAGGUACGGAAUGCGGCACAGGACGGGCGCUUAAGCGCAGGGCGUCAAAGGCAGCGCAAAAGCGAGGCAAGACGAGGAUACUCGGCUAUGAGACGAAGCAAUGCAACAGUCGGGCACAGCGAAGUACAACAAAGGCAGGGCAAGGCGUAGACGAAGAGCCGAGGGCGGCUAGUGAAGCUGCUUGCCUGCUUGCCUGCUUGCUUGUUUGCUUGCGACGCUCGAGUAAAAGUCGUGACCUAGGAGUGGUCGAUGCAAAGGUGCGCGCGGACAGUUUGGAUAGUACGGUUCCACUAACAAGAGAAUACGGAUGGACGCAAGUGGUGAAUAGACGGACUCUCGCUAGUUUGCUUUUGGGUGGUCUCAGUCUCAGUCGCAGUCUUAGACGAGGAAUGAAUGGGGAAAAGUAAAAAAGGGAGCCCAAAGAUGCAGAAUGUUAGAUCGAAGAAGAAAAGAGGGUGAGAAUUUUGGAUGGAGAGGAGGAAUAUUGGAUUUGAGAUUGCGGAAAGAGCGGGAGAGACCCAAUUCUGACCAAGAUGGGGAAAUAAUGCUC